This is a messenger RNA of Lactuca sativa (garden lettuce), 4076 nucleotides long. It is a transcript of the gene CPL1, whose product is annotated as C-terminal domain phosphatase-like 1. Lineage: Eukaryota; Viridiplantae; Streptophyta; Magnoliopsida; Asterales; Asteraceae. Gene Ontology annotation, molecular function: RNA polymerase II CTD heptapeptide repeat phosphatase activity. The record is from RefSeq and is a predicted model, not a curated record.
ACGGCGCAUAUUGGAAGUGGCCGUAAAUUGGUAACCCUAAACCUACGCCUCUCGAUGAAACACCUAAUCACACCAUAUAUAUGACAUCACCCAAACCCAACAUAUCAAGCGCACGAUACACCAAAGCUUUCAUAGAGAGAGAAAGUUUUAGAGGUAGACGAACCUUCCCGUUCUCUUCAUCGUACAUCUAAUCUAGGGUUUUGUUCAUCGAUCAUCAUCAUCAUCAUCGUCUCCAUCUAAAAUUCCCCCAAAUGGAUGUAAAAAUCCAAAUCUAAAAUUCGCCUGACGCACAGAUCGGUUCAUCACCGCCUCCGUUACAGAUCUAAAAAAUCUUGCCCUAAUUUUUCCUUUUUUUUUCAAACAACGGAUCAAGAUCAGUUAUAAUUUGUGUUGUUUUUGUGCAUAAAUUGAGACGCAUAAGAUGAAUUCAAUCAAUCGAACGGAUAAACUUGAUGAUUGAUUACUGAUCUGUAUGUAUAUGACUCUGUACACUGAAAAACAAGAACAAAUCGAAGAAGACGAAGGGGAAAAGAGAGAGAGAAAUUAUCUCUGAGGAUUCUGAUAAUUUUUCUUUUUCCUUUUUCUUUUAUUUUAUUAAAGAAAAUUGAUUUUGAAGGAAAAACAGAAUGUAUAAAUCGGUGGUGGCUGUUUAUGAUGGUGAAAAAGUCAUCGGUGAUGUUGAGGUUUAUUUUAAUCCUCAUCUGAUGAAUCUGAAUAUGAGAGAGAAACUCAAGGACAAAAUCAGGAUUUCGUACUAUUCGACACCGAGUGAGAGGUGCUCGCCACUUGCUGUUCUUCACACAAUUACUUCACCAACAACUGGGGUUUGCUUGAAAAUGGAGUGCAGCAAAACCAUCAACUCGAACUCGCAGCUCAACCUGUUGCACUCUACAUGUCUCAGGGAGAACAAGACUGCUGUUGUCCCACUUGGUGGAGAGGAGCUCCAUUUAGUAGCCAUGCGUUCUAGAAGAAAUGACAUGUUUCCAUGCUUUUGGGGGUUUAGUGUUGCACCAGGUCUUUAUGAGUCAUGCCUUGUGAUGCUAAAUCUUAGAUGUCUUGGCAUUGUAUUUGAUCUUGAUGAGACACUGAUUGUGGCCAAUACAUUGCGAUCAUUUGAGGAUAGAAUUGAAGCCCUACAACGAAAAGUAAGCUGUGAAGCUGAUCCGCAACGUGUUGCUGGUAUGAUUGGAGAGAUUAAACGCUAUCAAGAUGACAGAAACAUUUUGAAACAAUAUGCAGAUAGUGAUCAAGUUGUUGACAAUGGCAAGCUACUUAAGGCACAGUCUGAGGUUGUCCCACCAUUGUCAGACAAUCAUCAACCUCUUGUCAGACCACUUAUACGAUUACAAGACAAGAACAUCAUCCUCACCCGUAUCAAUCCACUGAUUCGUGAUACAAGUGUUCUUGUGAGACUGAGACCUGCAUGGGAGGAUCUUAGAAGCUACUUGAUUGCAAGAGGACGAAAACGUUUUGAGGUUUAUGUUUGUACAAUGGCUGAAAGAGAUUAUGCUUUGGAAAUGUGGAGGCUUCUUGAUCCAGAUUCAAAUCUAAUAACCACAAAAGAGUUAUUGAACCGCAUUGUUUGUGUGAAAUCUGGGUUGAAGAAAUCACUCUUUAAUGUUUUCCAAGAUGGAAACUGUCAUCCCAAGAUGUCCUUAGUUAUUGAUGAUCGUUUAAAAGUGUGGGAUGAGAAAGAUCAACCUCGUGUUCAUGUUGUUCCUGCUUUUGCUCCAUAUUAUGCUCCUCAAGCUGAAGCAAACAGUCCUGUUCCUAUCCUUUGUGUUGCACGAAACGUUGCUUGUAAUGUCAGAGGUGGUUUUUUCAAAGACUUUGAUGAUGGUCUUCUUCAACGAAUCAAUGAAGUCGCACAUGAAGAUGAAAUUAAAGACAUUCUUCCUCCAGAUGUGAGCAACUAUUUGAUUUCUGAGGAUGAUGCUUCUGCUUUAAAUGGGAGUAAAGAGCCACUUGGUUUUGAUGGAAUGGCAGAUGUUGAAGUAGAAAGAAGGCUAAAGGAAGCUAUGGCUUCUUCAACCAUCCCUACAGUGAUACCUCCCACUCUUGAUCCAGUUAUUAAGACAACCUUUCAGUACAACACUCCACCUACAUCUAUACCAAUUAUCCCACCAGCAAUCCCAGGACCAAUUGUUCAAUAUCCCAAUAAGUCAACCCCUGUUCUUGAACCAUUUACUCAAGUCAAUCUUGCAGAAACAAGCUUGCAUGGUUCACCUGCAAGGGAAGAAGGUGAGGUGCCUGAAUCUGAACUAGAUCCUGAUACAAGAAGAAGACUUCUCAUUUUGCAACAUGGUAUGGACAUGAGAGAUCAAACCACGAGUGAACCUCAGUUUCCUGUGAGACCUCCAAUGCAAGUUUCAGCUCCUAGGGUUGAGCCGCCACGUGGCGGCUGGUUCCCAAUGGGGGAAGAGAUGGGUCCCAGACAAUUAAACCGGAUAGUACCACCUCCUAAAGAAUUUCCUUUACAUUCCGAGCCUUUACAUAUUGACAAAAAACACCCUCUUCGUGCACCACCCUUUGUUCAUAAGGUGGAAACUCCAAUACUGCCUGAUAGAGUUCUUGAAAGUCAGAGGCUUCCUAAAGAGGUGUUUCAAAGGGAUGAUCGGUUGAGGUUAAGCCAUUCAUCGUCUGUUUUCCCUCCAUUUUCAGGGGAGGAGAGUUCUUUGGGUCACUCAUUAUCAAGCAACAGAGAUAUGGAGAUUGAAGCUGGAAACAAUGAGAAUUUUGCUGAAUCCCCUGCUGAAUAUCUGCAUUUCAUUGCCUACAAAUGUGGAACUAAGGUGGAGUUCAGGCAGGCUCUGGUUCCUAGUGUUGAACUACAGUUCUCUUUCGAGGUAUGGUUUGCUGGAGAGAAAAUUGGUGAAGGAAGUGGGAGAACACGAAGGGAAGCUCAACAUCAGGCUGCCGAGGCAUCUCUUAUGAAUUUGGCUGGCAAUGUUUUUGCAGAUAAGUAUUUGUCUCGUGCCAAGUCUGGUGGUGGGCAUGGAGAGGAGGGAAGGUUUACAAAUGAUGGAAAUUCUUUCGGACAUCAGUCUUUGCCUUUGCUGAGGGAGGAGUCUAUGUCUAUGGCAUUUUCAACUGCAUCGGGACCCACAAGGUCUUUAGAUUCUAAGUUAGAGGGUCCAGGUCCCAAGAAAGGGUCAAUUGCAGCACUUAAUGAACUAUGUAUGAUGGAAGGUUUGGGCAUGAGUUUCCAACCUCAACCACAAGUUUCAAAUAACAUGGGCCAGAACAACGAGUUAUAUGCACAGGUUGAAAUAGAUGGGGAAGUGUGGGGUAAAGGAGUUGGUUUAACAUGGGAUGAAGCUAAGAUGCAGGCUGCUGAAACUGCUUUUGUAAAUUUGAAAGCAAGGAUCGGGCAAUACCCUCCUCAAAAACGCCAACCUUCUCCCAGAUCAUUUCAAGGAAUGGGAGCCAAACGAUUUAGACCAGAGUACCCAAGAGUUGUACAACGAAUGCCAUCAUCAGCAAGAUACCCGAAGAACGCAUCAUCGGUUCCUUGACAAGAAACAAAAUUACUGACAUAAACAUAACCUAACUAUGAAGAACAGAAAUGGACGGUUUGUUUGUUUGUCUGUGUGAACAAAGUAAAUACACAACACGAGAAUGAAAGAAACCAUGAAGAUGGAUUUGACAUUUGACAGACACCAAGAGCUUGUUGCCCUACCUACUACUACUACUACUACUACUUGUUUUGAUGAUGGUGUACAAAGAUGGAGAAAAGCAGAUUUUGAUUUUCAUUAUAUCUGAUGACUCAUGGUACAAAACCCAAACUGUUGAUGGUUUUUUUGCCCCAUUCUUUGUUUAUUGCCGCCGAGAUGGGGGUGCCGCCAAUAGCUCCGCCAGCUAGCAUUUUUGGGAAACAAUAUGGUUUUCUUGAUUUGGCGUGAUCAAUGAUUGGUGUUUGCAGGACCGUUGCUGCGCCAAAGACGAUUUUGCCCCUACUCCUUAACUCUUAAGAUGUGAUGAUGUCUGUAAUUUUGUAAUUUGUAGUUGUCCAAAGUCUAGGUUCUUUCAAUAUUUUAUUUAAUGCAUCACGGGCCACGAGUCCUUUUCAACAGCAA